Messenger RNA from Piliocolobus tephrosceles (Ugandan red Colobus), 1932 nucleotides. RefSeq names its product solute carrier organic anion transporter family member 2A1 (gene SLCO2A1). The coding region runs from base 1 to 1932 and encodes 643 amino acids. NCBI's taxonomy places the organism in Eukaryota, Metazoa, Chordata, Mammalia, Primates, Cercopithecidae. Gene Ontology annotation, molecular function: protein binding; prostaglandin transmembrane transporter activity. The record is from RefSeq and is a predicted model, not a curated record. Gene Ontology annotation, cellular component: basolateral plasma membrane. The transcript is spliced from 14 exons. Gene Ontology annotation, biological process: prostaglandin transport; sodium-independent organic anion transport; transmembrane transport.
AUGGGGCUCCUACCCAAGCUCGGCGCGCCUCAGGGCGGCGACGCCUCUUCUAGCCGAGCCGGCCGCUGUGCCCGCUCGGUCUUCGGCAACAUUAAGGUGUUUGUGCUCUGCCAAGGCCUCCUGCAGCUCUGCCAACUCCUAUACAGCGCCUACUUCAAGAGCAGCCUUACCACCAUUGAGAAGCGCUUUGGGCUCUCCAGUUCUUCAUCGGGUCUCAUUUCCAGCCUGAAUGAGAUCAGCAAUGCCAUCCUCAUCAUCUUUGUCAGCUACUUUGGCAGCCGGGUGCACCGUCCACGUCUGAUUGGCAUCGGGGGUCUCUUCCUGGCUGCAGGUGCCUUCAUCCUCACCUUCCCACAUUUCCUCUCCGAACCCUACCAGUACACCUUGGCCAGCACUGGAAACAACAGCCACUUGCAGGCUGAGCUCUGCCAGAAGCAUUGGCAGGACCUGCCUCCCAGUAAGUGCCACAGCACCACCCAGAACCCCCAGAAGGAGACCAGCAGCAUGUGGGGCCUGAUGGUGGUUGCCCAGCUGCUGGCUGGCAUCGGGACAGUGCCUAUUCAGCCAUUUGGGAUCUCAUAUGUGGACGACUUCUCAGAGCCCAGCAACUCGCCCCUGUACAUCUCCAUCUUAUUUGCCAUCUCUGUAUUUGGACCGGCUUUUGGGUACCUGCUGGGCUCUGUCAUGCUGCAGAUCUACGUGGACUACGGCAGAGUCAACACAGCUACAGUUAACUUGGUCCCGGGUGACCCCCGAUGGAUUGGAGCCUGGUGGCUAGGCCUGCUUAUUUCUUCAGUCUUCUUGGUUCUCACGUCUUUCCCCUUUUUUUUCUUCCCUCGAGUAAUGCCCAUAGGAACAAAGAGGAAUCCUGCCACAGCGGACGAAGCAAGGAAGUUGGAGGAGGCCAAGUCAAGAGGCUCCCUGGUGGAUUUCAUUAAACGGUUUCCCCGCAUCUUUCUGAGGCUCCUGAUGAACCCGCUCUUCGUGCUGGUGGUCCUGGCCCAGUGCACCUUCUCCUCGGUCAUUGCUGGCCUCUCCACCUUCCUCAACAAGUUCCUGGAGAAGCAGUAUGGCACCUCAGCGGCCUACGCCAACUUCCUCAUUGGUGCUGUGAACCUCCCUGCUGCAGCCUUGGGGAUGCUGUUUGGAGGAAUCCUCAUGAAGCGCUUUGUUUUCUCUCUGCAAACCAUUCCCCGCGUAGCUACCACCAUCAUCACCAUCUCCAUGAUCCUUUGUGUUCCUCUGUUCUUCAUGGGAUGCUCCACCCCAACUGUGGCCGAAGUCUACCCCCCUAGCACAUCAAGUUCUAUACAUCCGCAGCCUCCCGCCUGCCGCAGGGACUGCUCGUGCCCAGAUUCUAUCUUCCACCCGGUCUGUGGGGACAAUGGAAUCGAGUACCUCUCCCCUUGCCACGCUGGCUGCAGAAACAUCAACAUGAGCUCUGCAACCUCCAAGCAAUUGAUCUAUUUGAACUGCAGCUGUGUGACUGGGGGAUUCGCUUCAGCAAAGACAGGAUCGUGCCCUAUCCCCUGUGCCCACUUCCUGCUCCCGGCCGUCUUCCUCAUCUCCUUCGUGUCCCUGAUAGCCUGCAUCUCCCACAACCCCCUCUACAUGAUGGUUCUGCGUGUGGUGAACCAGGAGGAAAAGUCAUUUGCCAUCGGGGUGCAGUUCUUGUUGAUGCGCUUGCUGGCCUGGCUGCCAUCUCCAGCCCUCUAUGGCCUCACCAUUGACCACUCCUGCAUCCGGUGGAACUCGCUGUGCUUGGGGAGGCAAGGGGCCUGCGCCUACUACGACAACGAUGCUCUCCGAGACAGGUACCUGGGCCUGCAGAUGGGCUACAAGGCACUGGGCAUGCUGCUGCUUUGCUUCAUCAGCUGGAGGGUGAAGAAGAACAAGGAGUACAACGUGCAGAAGGCGGCAGGCCUCAUCUGA